Molecule: messenger RNA, 3696 nt
Organism: Moesziomyces aphidis
Lineage: Eukaryota; Fungi; Basidiomycota; Ustilaginomycetes; Ustilaginales; Ustilaginaceae
Source: the annotation of a GenBank genome assembly
AUGCAGGGGUGGAGCGACGAGAAAUGCAGGCGUGAUUUCAGAGUGAGUCUGUGCUCAGCCUCGCGACAGCUGAACGGAGACGGAUCCGACCCGCCACAGCGAAUCGCAGCUGCCAAAACCGCACUUUCGUUAGGUCUAACAGCGGUCAAAGAAAUCCUCCACCCCGAUUCCAUCUCAGACCGCCAGUGCGCGGACCCUGAAGCCUGGCUCGCACCUGUGCUGGCCACGUACCCAACACCAUGCGCUCCCAACGACGUCCCAUACAAGCUUCGAGCCGCAAGUCUGCGUAAGCACAAAGGACAGCACAAGAUCCUCUUGGGGGAAUUUCGGACCGCCAUGGCGCUCGCAUGCCACGCUGAAUGCUCCAGCGCCGUCGCCAAACGCUCUCGUGCCCGUCGAUCAAUAGGCAUCAGGAAGCUCAACACGGCGUGGGCGUCGGCCCUCCUCCUGCUAGCAACCUCAACGGGCGCCGAUGCUCUCUUUGGUAUCGGAGAAAAGCGCUUCAAGUAUGAAGGGCUCAUCAAUGCCGGAAGCCUCGGUCUCGACCAGAUCAACGGACAAAUAGCCGCGUGGGGCGACUGGAACGGCGACCAGUUUGUCGACGCCAUCGUCGUAGAUGCGGAUCGCUCGACAGCAAGCAUACACGUAUGGGAUCACUCUGACUUCGGAUUCAAGCGCAGCCCGGCAGCUACAGUCCAGACACCCGCCGGCCAAAAGAUCAGCAAUGUGGUGGCGGCCGACAUCAACUACGAUGGCCGACUCGAUCUUCUCGUCAUGUCCCAAAACCCCGCCAGCUCCUCCAAAGAGCUUUCCAUGCAGAUCUUCUUGGGCGAAGAGGGCGGAUCAGGUUUCAAGACGACACCACUGUCGUCGCCGUCAUCGACGCUAGCCCAGCCCAUCUCUAUCGAUGCCUCGGGUGACAUGCAGAUGGACUUGCUCGGAAUCCCCUUCUCCGACACCCCAGCAGCGGGAAAGAACGCCUCCGAUCUCAAGAUCUGGCGGAACCUUCUCGUCGAUCUGUCCAAUUCCACAGCGGCAUUUGACAUUGCCGACGCACCGCUGCUCAACGCCGACGCCGCGCCCGCAUGCAAGCUGGCGAACCCCCACAGCUCCGCCUUUGUCGACCUCAACGGCGACUGUCUGGCAGACCUCUUCCUCGUCUGCUCCGAAGAGUCUUUCCUCAGCUCCAAGCACACGUACCAGAUCUGGACAGCGGUCAAGCCUAACUCCAAGGGCCAGGGUUCUGGCUUCAAGCUUGCCUCGUCCGGCGACCUACCCCCGGGCACAGGAGCGCUGAGCUUCGGCGAUGUUGACCGCGACGGAACGAUCGAUGUCAUCUUCCCCACCUGCGAUCGAAGCGGCGACAACUGUGUCGUGAAUGUCGCCUUCAACCGACAAGUCCCACUCUGCUCCCCGCGCAUUGAUGGCUUCUUUGGAGGCGGACCGGGCUUCGGCUCCUUGACCACGGGCAAGAAAGAUUCAGGACCUCAUGCGAACGCCACUGAUGUAGAUCAGGCAAAGGGAAAAGCGGAGAGCGCGUGUCGCGAAGCAGAAGACCUCUGUGUCGCCGAUGACGGCUUCCGCAUCGACUUUACCGUUAGCAAGUCCAACGCCGAUCUGCUGCGUGUUCCGCUCGAUAAGCUGACGGGCGACAGUCGGUUGCUGUCCAGCGACGCGCUCGCGCCGUCGUUCCUCAACCUACCCAACGCGCUGCACCUGGGCGACUACAACAAGGACGGCUAUCCGGAUCUUGUCGUGGUCACCAUUCCCGAUCGCACUGCGGCGGGCGGGCGGAACAACGCGCGCGGCACCGGCGAGACGCGCGCGCACAUCCUGCGCAACCUCGAGUGCAGCAAAGUGCCCGCGAGCGAAAAGGCGGACCUCGGAUGCGUUGCCGACCGGCCCGAGGGACGCACGUUCAUCAAGGUCACCGCCGGCGCCAACUCGCUCGAGGUGCUCAGGGACGUGCGCAGUGCGAGCUGGAUCGACAUUGACGAGGACGGCACGCUGGAUCUGGUGCUGCAGCGCACCUCCUCCGUCUCGGACGGCCUGGACUCGAGCCGUCGCAUCACGUUUGUGCACAACAACUACUUCCACGACUCGUUCUUCCUCAAGGCACUCACGCUCAACGGCGCCUGCCAGGGAUUCUGCGAGCCCAAGGACGCACCCAAGUUCCAACCCUGGGGGACCAACUACGGCGGUGCUUCGUACAAGUUUACCGUGCUCGACCCGAAUGGGGUGCGUCGGGCGCAGCAGGUGGGACAGCUUCCGCAGACCGCAUACCGCUCGCUGCUGACGCCGUACAGCUAUUUCGGCCUGGGCAGGACGAACAACUACGUCGAGUCGCUCUUUAUCGGGUCGACGCGGCGGCAGAAGGAGCACUUCCUGGCGGUGGAGGGUGUGAUACCCAACAGCCAGGUGGUCAUCAACCCGUGGCAGGGCGGACGCGGCAGUGAGAACGAGCGCGGUGGUCCCGGCACAUGGACCAAGCAGCUGUACCUGCAUCCGGGCGACUGGAUCCCCUGGGUGACCGUGGUGCUCAUCACCACCAUCGUCGGGCUGGCGGUCAUCGUGGUGGUGCUGCACAUCAACGAGCGCCGCGAAGACGAACGCGAGCGCAAACGCGCCGUCAACGCCAUCAAUUUUGACGCCCUGGUCUGGCGCUUGGGUGACGGAUUUGAGCGCGUCUGGGCGCGGCAAGAAGAACAACACUUUGGCGCGUUUUGCUCGGUCCUCACCGCACCUCGUUCUGCCGUCAUCCCACUGCGCAACCCUUCAUUCCAUCAUUCCGGAAACAAGAUGACAGCCACCGAGACGGCUACGACUGGGUCGCGAGCCGAAUUACGAUCACGAACCUCGGUCUUGAUUCAUCCAGACCUUGCACAUGGAGGACGCUUCCUGGUCUUGCCGCACCCACGCACGGGGAUUCCCACCUACUACCUGCACUCCAGCCAUGCCAGCGCCAGCGCCUCGACUGCAGGCUCGAAUGCUGCCUCUGCGGACGGGGAGCUGUUUGAGCUGUCGACGAUCAAGGACACCAAGCACGAUCGGUCGUGGAUGGUGUCGGGCGUGAACACGGUGGUGUCGGCUGGACAGCUCGAAGUGCUGUCGCGGGUCGAUGUGCGCUUCCUCGUGAUUUCGCUACUGUACUCUGCGCUGGGCGAUCGCAAGUUCCGCUCGCUCGAGGAUACCUUUGAACAGAUCGCGCUCGGUCUGUAUGCCAAACGCUCAGACGAGGCCGUCGAAGCUGUAGCAGCCCUCAAAGCGUCGACCGAGGCCAAGGAUGCUGACGCUUCACGCGAAUGGUCCGACAUCCUCACGUUCGGCUCACUUCCACUCGUACACACCGCUCUGGCUCAAGUUGCUGAUGUUCAAGAUCUUCCUGGUGGCGAAAAGGCGUUUCGAAUGUCACUUUCCAAGGUGUUUGCGAUCCUCGACGACAAGCACAGUCGAUUGGCAAUGCGGUCCACGUUCGCAGCAGCACCCAACACACUCGGACGCAGCUUUGAACGUCGCUGGCCGCUCGAUUCGGACCCUUCGGCCUACCUCACCGAUACACCGAGCACAGACGCCGACGAGCCCAAGGAAGCUACACAGCUGCGCCGCACGCUCGCUGCCGAGAUCAUUGCCACCAACCUGCCGCCCGCACUUGCGGCUGAAUACUGCACGCACCUCGGCAUCGCAUCUGCCACUUGA